CACGAAGAUGGUACAAUGAAUGCGUCUUCCAAUGUUUCUUCUCGCUUAUGGCACACCUUCUACGUUCAGAGAGCCGCAGGAAGGACCCACCAACUGAUUUCCAGGGCUCUAACGACCUGCAACAACGGCGAUGUCACUGGCCUACAAGAGGACUGUGACUCCUCUGAGAAUUAUAGACAAGUUGAUUUAGACCUUAUUUCUCAGUUACAACACUAUCAUCAUCAUGGGUGUUUGUCUAAUCCAUACUUCCUCAAUAAAACGAUAUCGUGCUGUGCCCGAUGGUCUUUUCUUGAUGUGGGAAUUCAGGUCCACUCGACGAUUGUCAAACUGGGUUUUACUUCAAAUCUCCAUAUAUGCACCGCUCUAGUUGAUAUGUAUGGCAAAUGCAGCGAAGUUAAGACCGCCCACAAACUGUUCAACGAAAUGCCAGAGAGAAAUGUGGUUACUUGGAAUUCGUUAAUAUAUGGGUAUAUGCACGUAGAGUGUCCUGAAGUCGCGGUUCAGAUCUUCAUCAAGUUGCUGAGAGCGGGGCUAGUACCAAGCUCUUUUAGCUUUUCGACUUGUUUGGCGGGCUGCGCAGAAAUGGGGCAUCUAGAUUUUGGCACUCAGGUACAUGGUCUAUGUUUAAAAGCUGGUUUUUCAAAUAAUGUUGUCGUGGGGACAGUUUUGAUUGAUAUGUACUCAAAGGGUUGCAAUGUUGAGUAUGCGAAGCGGGUUUUUGAUUGUCUUGACAAUAGGAAUGUUGUUACCUGGACUUCUGUGGUUACAGGUUAUGCAAACAACGGAGAGCCUGAUGUGGCAAUGCUUUUGGCUAGAGAAAUGCUGCAAUUGGGCAUUAGAACAAAUUAUGUUACUUAUAACUGUUUGUUGACUUCAUUUUCUUCUCCGUCCUGUUUUAUUUAUUGCAAGCAAGUUCACUGUCGUAUAAUCCUGGAGGGUUUAGAGUCUAACAUGUAUAUAGAGGUAACACUUUUGACUGCUUAUUCAAAGUGCAGUGAUAGUUUGGAGGACUUUCUGAAGGUUUGUUCCACUGUUACCUGGUGGGAGCAAAUCUCUUGGAAUGCAGUCAUUGGGGGUUUCUGUAAUCUAGGGUAUGAUAAAGAAGCCUUCAAAUUAUUUUCUGAAAUGAGGCAGGCAGGCAUAUGUGUUGACUUAUUUUCAUUUACAAGCAUAUUGGGAUCUAUAGGGAAUACUUCAGCUCUUCAAGAAGGGAAGCAGACUCAUGUUCUCAUACUUAAAACUGGUUAUGCUUCAAAUAUGUACAUUCAAAAUGGGCUUGUUUCUAUGUAUGCAAGAUCUGGUGCUAUUGAAGACGCGAAGAGAGUGUUCAUAUCAAUGGAUAAACAUGAUGUGAUAUCAUGGAACUCACUGCUAUCAGGAUGUGCUCAUCAUGGAUAUGGCAAGGAAACUAUAGAUUUUUUUGAGAAAAUGAAGAGAACAGAGGUCAAGCCUGAUAGUACUACCUACCUUGCUCUGUUAUCUGCUUGUAGCCAUUCGGGCUUUCUAGAUAAGGGGCUUGAAUAUUUUGAUUUAAUGAGAAAUGAUGCUUCAGUCGAACCUCCAAGAAUUGAUCAUUAUGCUUCUGUUGUUAGUCUUUUUGGAAGAGCUGGGUAUCUCAACGAAGCCGAAGCUUUUAUUAAUAGCAUGCCAAUACAGCCAGGACUUUCAGUAUAUAAAGCUUUACUAAGUGGUUGUCAAGUUCAUGGAAAUAAAGAAAUUGCUGGACGUUUGGCCAAACAGAUUUUGGAGCUAUGGCCUGAUGACCAUGCAACGUAUGUGCUGAUAUCAAAUUUGUUGGCAAAAUGGGGUUCUUGGGAUGAUGCCGCUGAAGUGCGGGAAGCAUCAAGAUGGUCACCCCACACAUCACCUACAUUUGCAUCACACCACGAUGCAGAGGACGAUCACGGCCACCAUCACAAGAAGUCAGUUCUUGCCAAAGUAAAGGAGAGAGCGAAGAAAUGGCGACAUUCUCUUAGCAAAAAGAAGCAUGGUGAUGAGGAUAACACCACACCUUCCUGGGGUGUAAGCUUGGAUGAUGAGGAGGAUGAUGAGGAAGACGAUGAAGGAGAUCCCGAAUACCUUGGAGCCCCAAUGUAUGAAUCCGAGCUUGCAUCUGAUGUGUACAAGGAGACAGCAAGGCAGCAUCCAAGAGCAGAUCCUGUAAUACCUGAAAAGCAUGUUUUGUCAAACAGUGUCAAUCCUGGUACUGAUUCAAAUCUGAAACAUUCUAGUCCUCUCAAAACUAUACCAGAAACUGUGGCAAAUGAGAAACAAUCUACUCCUAACAAGACCACCGCCGAAACCGUGACAAACGACAAACCUUCUAGUCCGACCAAGACCAUCGCUGAAACUUUGAGUGAAAAACUGGCGCCAGCUUACGCCACAAUAUCGGGUGCAACUCAUGCUAUCACAAACAGGAUUCAGGGCCUCAGUGUUUCAGCUUCUCCACCUGCAGCAAAACCAACACUUGCAGCAUCAGCUCCAGCAACUACUGAACAUGUUAGUAGUGCCGGGGAGGAAAUAUGGGACAAAGGAGUGUCUAUGAAGGAGUAUAUAAUGCACAAGUUCGAGCCAGGAGAAGACGAAAGGGCACUCUCUCAGGUGAUUUCUGAGGCAAUGAGUCCGAAGAAAACUCCUGGUUCUCCAGGCGUGGUGGAUAUGGUUAGAGAGGCUGUGUCUUCUUUGCUUCGAAAUGAGGAGUCUCCCCAAUCAACAGCGGUUCAAUCAGCAACAAACGCAGCCACCAAUGUUCCCAUCCCCGCCACUACAAACUCAUUCCAAAAUAUUCCCAUCUCUACCAAUGCUCAUCAUCAAGUUGUCGAGGAAGAAAAUCUUGAAAGACUACUCCAAACUAACUGAAGGAGGAAUUCAAGGGCGGAUCAAAGUUUCCUUCUGGAUCAAUGUUCAAUUUCUGAUUUGUUUUCUUCUAAUUUGGCUAUAUAUUUACCUCCAAUAAUCCCUUUUCUGGAGCUCUGGGAAGUCUGGAAGUAAAAAGAGCAAUGCUAUGGUUAUUUCGCAUGAUUUUCGCUUAUCAGGCCUGAGGCCUGUCUCGUUU
Tripterygium wilfordii is the source of this 3055-nucleotide messenger RNA. Its product is annotated as putative pentatricopeptide repeat-containing protein At3g15130. Bases 16 to 2859 code for a protein of 947 amino acids. Gene Ontology annotation, molecular function: RNA binding; protein binding. Lineage: Eukaryota; Viridiplantae; Streptophyta; Magnoliopsida; Celastrales; Celastraceae. The transcript has 4 exons. Gene Ontology annotation, biological process: RNA modification. The record is from RefSeq and is a predicted model, not a curated record.